GAUUGGGGGGGGGGGGUGGAAUGGAGGAAGCGUGGAUUGGAUAAAAUUAUUAAAUACGGACAUUAAUGGACGUGGCAACUACUUCCAAGCUCCUUUUGCAGCACCCAGCAGUUGCCAAGUCUGCAUAUAUAGAGAGACCUUAAGGUGGAAGUUGGCGUUGCUGGUUUUGGUCAAAUUAAGUUAUUAUGGGUUGGCAGGGACGGAAUCUGAAAGCCAAAGAUCUACUCGGCUUCGCCUCUCCGAUUGAGGUCUUUCACCUCUUUACGCUCACAAUCCUCAGUCUUCUUCUCCCAACCUCGUUUCUUCUCCUAGCCAGGCUAUCUGCUGCCCAGUCGUUUCCUUCCCCUCAUCCAUCUCCUCGUCUAUAUUCGCUCCUCCUUCGCAUCAACCCAAACCUUCUCUACCUUCUCGUUUCUAUUGUUAGCGUAGCCACUCUGAUCCACGGCUUGACGUGCAAAAUCACCCUUUUCACCCAAUCAUCAACCCCUCUUCUCAAACCUCCGCUCUAUGCUUCGUGGAUCCUUCUCUGUUCUUUCCAAAUUUGCGUUGGCUUGGGCAUCGAAGGAAACAUAUCGGCGGCUGCAGAUGACUCUGGUUCCGCUUUUGGCUUCCCAGGAAGAUUCUUCAGCAGACUGAUUUUUCUCCUGGGGUUGCAUGAGACAACGCAAGUUUGGUCCAGGACGGUGGUGAAACCGGUUGUGGAUGAUUCGGUGCUUGGGAAUUCCAGGGAGGAAAGAUGGGUUGAAAGGGUGGCCGUCGCUGCCAGCUUAGGUGGCAUGUGGUGGUGGAGGUUGAGGGAGGAGGUGGAGAUUCUGGUGGUUAUGGCGGAGGCCAAGACGGAGCAUUUAAUGGAUAUGGACGUGCGGGAUUUUGUUGGAUGGUGGCUGUAUUAUCUGACGGUGACCGUCGGGAUGGUCAGGAUUCUCAAAGGGCUGUUGUGGGUCGCCAUGAUUUGUGUGCGUAGGAGGAGGGAGAGGGGGACUUCCUUGGCUGAGCCCGACGAGAAUGAUGACAAGGUGUGAAUUUGACCAAUUCUGUAUUUGUCUUCCGUAUUUUUUUCUUAAUUGCGAUUUUAUGGUGCCAAUUGACUGAUUGAGCACCAAUCCAAUUGUAUAAACUCGAAUCCAAUAUCAUGUUCAUGAUAUA
This is a messenger RNA of Prosopis cineraria, 1146 nucleotides long. RefSeq lists its product as uncharacterized. The record is from RefSeq and is a predicted model, not a curated record. NCBI's taxonomy places the organism in Eukaryota, Viridiplantae, Streptophyta, Magnoliopsida, Fabales, Fabaceae. The coding region runs from base 186 to 1022 and encodes 278 amino acids. The transcript has a single exon.